This is a messenger RNA of Leptosia nina, 447 nucleotides long. The record is from the annotation of a GenBank genome assembly. Lineage: Eukaryota; Metazoa; Arthropoda; Insecta; Lepidoptera; Pieridae.
AUGGGUAAACCCCGUGGUAUACGCACGGCGCGUAAGCACGUGAACCAUCGUCGUGAGCAACGAUGGGCGGACAAGGAGUUCAAAAAGGCCCACAUGGGUACGAGGUGGAAGGCAAACCCUUUCGGAGGAGCAUCACACGCUAAGGGCAUCGUCCUGGAGAAAGUUGGUGUAGAAGCCAAACAACCGAAUUCUGCCAUCCGCAAGUGUGUAAGAGUACAAUUGAUCAAAAACGGCAAAAAAGUUACCGCCUUCGUACCGAGAGACGGUUGUCUUAACCACAUUGAAGAAAACGACGAAGUAUUAGUGGCGGGAUUCGGUCGUAAAGGUCACGCCGUUGGUGACAUUCCUGGAGUUCGGUUUAAGGUGGUGAAGGUCAUACAUUGUGAUAAGUGCAGCGUCGCUCAUAAGUGUAAAUUUUUUAAAGUGUUAAAAUCAAGUAUGCAAUAA